This is a messenger RNA of Naegleria gruberi, 4757 nucleotides long. Its product is annotated as zf-C3HC4 domain-containing protein. Bases 1 to 4743 code for a protein of 1580 amino acids. Gene Ontology annotation, molecular function: ribosomal large subunit binding; ubiquitin protein ligase activity; zinc ion binding. The record is from RefSeq and is a predicted model, not a curated record. The transcript has a single exon. Gene Ontology annotation, biological process: ribosome-associated ubiquitin-dependent protein catabolic process; rescue of stalled cytosolic ribosome. NCBI's taxonomy places the organism in Eukaryota, Heterolobosea, Eutetramitea, Acrasida, Naegleriidae. Gene Ontology annotation, cellular component: cytosol; RQC complex.
AUGGGUAAGAAUACAGAGCAAAGAAAACCAAAAUCACAAAAAGGUGCUAUUAGUGCUUCUCAAGCAGCGAAUGUACUUUCUAGUAAAUCUGGUAGUAGUUCUAGUGGUGGUUUAUUGGGAAGCUCAUUGAUGGAAGCCUUUAGUAAAAAAUCAAGCCUUGGCUCAUCAUCAUUGGAUUCAUCUUCAUCAUCUUCAUCAUCAUCAUCACUCGAUCCAACUGUACAAUCCUAUUUAAAACAUUUAAAUAAGAGAGAUCCAACAACAAGAUGUAAAGCAUUACAAUCUCUUACACAAUACAUUUCCGAACAACAACCAGAAGAUCAAACUAAUACAUGUAAAAACAUUUUAGAACAUUUUGAAGAAGUAUUUAAAAAGAUUGCAGUGAUAGACCUUGAUAGAAAAGUUAGAUUAAAUUUAUUUAUUUUAUGGAAAUUAAUUGUUCAAAAUGUAGGAAAGAAAUUAGGUUUUCAUAUUAAAAAGAUUAUGCCAUAUUGGUUAAUGGAAAUGGUUGGAAUUGAUGAUAGAGAUGUUUCUAAAGCUGCUAUUGCUGCAUUUCAUCAAGGAUUUCCUCCAGAAAAGAGAGAUGCUGCUAUUUUAUACUGCGAUAAUGAAAUUAUGAAUAAUUUAUUUGAAAAUUUUAAUCAAACUGUAGAAUCUUUAAGUUUAAACGAAACUGAACAACAAAGUAUUACUAAAGAAGAAGCAGAAGAAAGAUAUUCAAGAUUUAUUACUAGUUCUAUUCUAAUGUUAAACAAAAUGAUUGAUUUAACUACCCAACAACAACAACAAACAAGUCAACCAGCAACAGGUGAAUCCUAUAAGAAAAUAUUUGGAUCUAAGAAUUUUUGGAAGUUUUUAGGUAUUAAAUCUUAUACAAAUAUUAGAGAAGCUAUGAGUAGAUUGACAAUUACUUUACUCAAGAAUGAUUUAUUGAAAAAGGAUGAUCCUGAAGUAGUUGAACAUAUUGUUCCAUUUGUUGCUCCAAUUUUUAUUGGAUGUUUUAAUCAACAACCUUUAGAAAGAACAACUUUGGAUUCUUUAAUUUUGUUUUUACAAAAAUUUGCUCCUGAAUGUUGGGCUCAUGUUAAUGUUUGGAAACAAACAUUCCCUAGAUUCUUUUCAUUCCUUAAAGAUCCAUCUAAUCCAUCAAUUAACUAUCCAAUUGUAUUACCUUUCAUUUCAAUGUUAAAUACUUCUAUUUAUGGAGCUGAUAAGUCAAUCAAAUUUGUUUCUGAUUUAUUUGAAAAUAUGUGGAUUGGUUUUGAAAAGUAUUGUUCUUCAAAUAAUCCAAAUGUAAAUUCUGCUACUAAUAGACAAGCUAUUAAAGCUGAUAGAGAUGCAAUUAUUGAUUCUAUUUGUAAUUGUAUUAUUUACAUUGCUUUGCAAACUGAAAAAUAUUGCACUGAAGAACAAAAACCAGAAAUUCUCAAAAUUACUAGAUCUACCUUAGAAAAGAUUACCAUUUAUUAUUUAACAAAUUCAAAUACUGUUAAUUAUGGUAAAUAUCUUUCAGCUGCAAUUACAAAGAUACAAUCAAAACCAGAAUUAGCAGAAUAUAUGAAUCAAUUUUGGAGUGAAAUUACAAACUUUACUUUGAAUAAUAUUAACAAGAUUGAUGUAGUUUCAAUUGAAAUUUUCAUUUCUAGGUGUGUUAAAGAAAAAUUGGAACAUGUUUUUAAACUUGCUCAUGAAUUAUUUGACAAGUGUAUGAUGAUUGGACAAAUUGAUGUUGCAUCCGCAGUUGCAUUCUCCUAUCCAACUGUAUUGAAAUCAACAUUAUUUGAAGAUACUUUGAAAACUUUAUGGCAAACAAGUCAAUUCAAUGAACAUGUUCAACAAAUUGUUGGUCUCUAUUUUACUCAAUUCCAAGAUCAAUUUGAAAAGUUUGAAAAAGUUUUAGAAGAAGAAAUUAAAGAAGGAAGAGCUCAAGUUCCAAUUUUCCCACUCCUCAGAUCACUCUACUCUGAGGAAGAAACAUUCAGCAAGACUAGUGUUUCAUUGGAAAAGUCAUUGUUGGCUAGAAGAGAUCUCGACAGUAUUGAAUAUCUCAUCACUCACAAACUCUAUUCAUCAAAGGAAGAUUUGAGAAGACUUUUAACUGAUAUCAUUUCCAAUGGAGAUGAUUUACAAGAAAGAGCUGUUGAAUUUAUCAUUUCUACACCAAGUGAAUAUAGUAUUGACAAGAGUGUUUUGUUUGCUUUAUUCAAGGGUGCUCAUUAUGGUACUUUGGCUCAAUUAAUUUCUGAUAAACCAAAGCAACAAGAAGACGAUGAGGAGGAAGAACAAGAUCAUGAUGAAGAGGAAGUUUACACCAAUGUUAUUACAAGUGAAAUGAAGAGUGAAUUGUUGAAUGAUAUUACCAUCUAUUUGAAAGAUAUCAUUACACAAGAUUCCAAGAUUACCAAUGAUAUUAUUUUAGAUCAAUUCCUUAAACUUGUAGAAUUAUCUGGUAGUAAUACUCUUGCUGAUUCUGUUUUAUUGAAUUAUGAAAAUGAUUCAGUUUGGUCUUUUAUUAGAAAUCAAUGUGCAUCCAAUCUUAAACCAAUUGUUAUUGGUAAUCAAGUUAUUUGGAAUAGUACAAAAGAUACCAAUGUUUCUGAAUUGGAAAAGUCAGUUAUCAAGUAUAGUCGUUUAGUUUGUGUUGUAUUGUCCUAUGUUGAAGCAAUUCACAAGAAUCAAAUGGAAAUUAGAGAACAAAAAUGGGAAUGGCUUGUUAGAGAAGUUUUACAUUCCUUCUAUUUUGAAUUCUUAUUCAAUGAUUUUACCAAGAAUUUAAUUAACAAAUUCUUAGCUCAUGUUAAUUCAACUGAAGGUUUAAAUCUUGAAUUUUGUGAAUAUUUAGCUCAUAGACAUGAAUUGGAAUUGUUAAAGAUUUACAUUUCCAUGAAUUCUGAUAAGGUUUCUGGUUUAGAUUGUAGCAAGUUAUUAUUCAAAACAGAAGAUGUUAAUGAUGUUAUUUCUGAUAAGAACAAAUCUAAUACUUUCUAUGAACUUGUUCAAUCAUUAUUUGAUAAUGACACUGAUUUGAGAGGUUUAACAAUUUCCAAUGAAAAAGUAACUGAAUGGUUACUUGGAUGUAUUAGUAUUUCAAGUACAUUGGAUAAUCUUUCAGAGAGUAGCUAUGAUCACUUAAAUUUAAUCAAAGUACAAGCAGCUUUAUCAAUUGUCUAUUGUAAACAAUUUGUCAAUACUUUAGAAGAUGAAGAAGAAAUUACCAUUGAUUCUAUUAUUGAUUUUGCUAAAGAAUUUUAUGAACAAAUCAAACAAUCAAAUUCUUCUACUGAAUUGAAUCAAAUUAGUAUUAUUGUUGCUAAUUUAUUAAUUAGUGUUUAUGGAACUAAUGAUACAGUUAAAAUUGAAGAUAAUACCUUUGUUGAACAAUUUAUUACUUCAAACUUGCAAGAAUUAACAAAUAAUUUAGAAAAUAAUUUCGAGUUACUUGAUAAGAUUAUUCAUUUAUCAGCAUGUGUCGCUAAACACAAGAAGAAUAUUAUGAUUGUUGAAAAACUCAUUCAUACAUUCUUACUUUUGAAUAGAGAAUCUUUAAAUCUCUCAAAUCAAUAUCCAACUGUUAUGGAGAGACUUAUUAGUAGAAGUUCAAAAUAUUUGAAACCAUUACAAUUAUAUCAAAAUUAUUCUGAAAUUAAAUUAGAAAGUAAUUAUAUUAAGGAAAUUUUAGAAAUUAUUGAAAAUAGUCAAAUUGCCAAUGCUAAAAUUGUUGCAACUGAUUUACUGUUAUUAACAAAUUAUCAUCAAGAUGGUGAAAAAGUUUUAAAACUUAUGGAAAAUAUGAAGAAACAUGUACCUGAACAAUUUAAUAAUAUUCUUCAAGAAAGUGCAGUUAGAAAUAAGCACAUGACACAAUUUGUUCAAUUAUAUUCUGAAUAUAGUAAUGAUAAUAAUAAUGAGUUACCAUAUUUAUUAUCUUGGUAUUAUAUUCUUUGUUUAAUUGAAACAGAUGCAAUUUCUCAAGAUCAAAAUGAUAAUUCCUUUGAUUUAUUUACCAAACUUAAAGAAAGUCAAGCUUAUGCACCAAUUUUAAGUUUAUUAACAUGUUUCUUAUAUAGUGGUGAGGAUGCAAUGUUUUCAAUGGAAUUUAGAGAAUUUGGAGAUGAUUUAAUGUACAAAUUUUCUAAAGUUUUACCUUUAUUUGUUAGAAUGUGGUUUAAUAAUUGUAAUGAUACAGUUACAAUUGAUUGGAUUCAAAAGAGAUUUUCUGAUUCAUAUAGUCCUGCCAUUAUUAGAGAUGAAAUUUCAAAGAUUAAAAAAUCAGAUGCACUCUCAAAAUCACUUGGAGCUAAAAUUUCAAUGGGAAAUCAAAUUAUUGCCAAAUAUGAACAAGAUGAAGUAGUGUUAAAAUUAACAAUCAAAAUACCAGAUUUAUAUCCAUUGAAACCACUUCAAAUUGAAUCUAAUGAACAUUCAGCAGUUGAUGAAAAUAAGUAUAGAAAAUGGAUAUUGAAAAUGACAACCAUGUUAUUUAGUCAAGUAACAAGUAAUGGUGUUUCAGAUGUUUUAGUUUUAUGGAAGGAGAAUUUAGACAAACAUUUCCAAGGAGUUGAACCAUGUCCAAUUUGUUACAGUGUUGUUUCUGGAAGAGAUCACCAAAUACCAAAAGUUGAAUGUAAAAUUUGUCAUAACAAAUUCCAUGGUGCUUGUAUUUAUAGAUGGUUCUCUACAAGUGGAAAUCAAACUUGUCCAAUGUGUCGUAGUAUUGGUCAAUUUGUUUCAAAUCAUAAAUAAUUUGUUCUUUUUUC